AUUAAAAAUAAGAGAGAGGCGUGUACGAGGUAAGUAAUAUAUGCCACACCACAGCUCAUUACAAAAGCCCUAAACCUAAAUCUCUCCCAAUCCUCAAUCACUCCAUUGCAAAGCUGUGCGAACACGAUGCUGGCUUGUGGUUUGCUUCUUUCGAUUUUUUUGGAUAAUGUGGCUUCCGGUGAGGGCAUUUGCUUGUGACUAUUCGGAGAAAUGUCUUGGAAGAAUAUCGCGAUGUUUUGUUCAAUGAAAGCUGUGUAAUGAGAACUAAAGUGACUGUAUAUGCAACAUCACUCAAGGCCGUGUUCAGACGAACUCAUUUUCUCAAAUAUUUGUAAUCGAAGAUGAGUAGUCGUUUCUCUCGCACAAUCUAUGUUGGUAACCUCCCAUUGGACAUAAGAGAAUCUGAAAUUGAUGAUCUGUUUUACAAGUACGGCCGUAUUGUGGAUAUUGAAUUGAAGAUUCCAUCUCGUCCUCCCUGCUUUUGUUUUGUGGAGUUUGAAGAUCCCCGGGAUGCUGAUGAUGCAAUUAGGGGUCGAGAUGGCUAUAAUUUUGACGGUUGUAGAUUGAGGGUUGAACUUGCUCAUGGUGGUAGAAGGUCAUCUUCAAGUGAUCGUCGUGGUGGUUAUGGUGGUGGUAGUUUUGGGAGUGGUAGGGGACGUCCCACCAUUUCACGCCACUCUGAGUUUCGUGUUAUUGUUCGUGGUCUUCCAUCAUCAGCUUCAUGGCAAGAUUUGAAGGAUCAGAUGCGGAAAGCUGGUGAUGUGUCCUUUGCUGAAGUAUUUCGUGACAGAGACGGUGCCUAUGGUCUGGUUGAUUAUACUAAUUAUGAUGACAUGAAAUAUGCUAUCAAGAAGCUUGAUGAUACCGAAUUCAAAAACCCAUGGACAAAAACUUAUAUUCGGGUUAGUAAGUUUGAGCGCAGUCUGUCAAGGAGCCCUAGAAGGAGCCGCAGCAGGAGUAGAAGCUUAAGAAGGGAUAGGAGCAAAUCUCGGGAAAGGUCUGUCUCUAGGUCAUCAUCUAAGUCUAGAUCGGCAUCUCCUGUCAAAUCAUCCAGGCCUAAAUCCAGAUCCAUGUCUGCAUCCCCAAAACAGGUGUGAUCAAGAAAUCCGUGUUCUCGUUGCCACGAUGAUGGAACUUUGGAUAGCCCUUGGUUUGCAGAUUUGUAAUGCUUGAUGAGAAUCAUGACUCUUAAGGAGUUUAACUGUUUUAUCAUUAAUCUGUUGCAAACUCUUUGAGUUGAAGGAUGAAUCCUCCAUCUUUUAAAGUCUAGACUACAAUUAUGCUUUA
Daucus carota subsp. sativus is the source of this 1287-nucleotide messenger RNA. RefSeq names its product serine/arginine-rich splicing factor SR34A. The coding region runs from base 342 to 1097 and encodes 251 amino acids. Lineage: Eukaryota; Viridiplantae; Streptophyta; Magnoliopsida; Apiales; Apiaceae. The transcript is spliced from 14 exons. The record is from RefSeq and is a predicted model, not a curated record. Gene Ontology annotation, molecular function: mRNA binding. Gene Ontology annotation, cellular component: cytoplasm; nucleus.